This is a messenger RNA of Spea bombifrons (plains spadefoot toad), 3878 nucleotides long. It is a transcript of the gene DHX30, whose product is annotated as DExH-box helicase 30. Gene Ontology annotation, molecular function: ATP binding; G-quadruplex RNA binding; DNA helicase activity. Gene Ontology annotation, cellular component: cytoplasm; nucleus; intracellular anatomical structure. The record is from RefSeq and is a predicted model, not a curated record. Lineage: Eukaryota; Metazoa; Chordata; Amphibia; Anura; Pelobatidae. Bases 17 to 3571 code for a protein of 1184 amino acids. The transcript has 19 exons.
UCUGUGCCCGGCAGACAUGGCGGCGCACAGGACGGUCAUGCCGCUGCUUAGCCGGCUUAUAUGUCGGCUCUCGGGGCAGCAGGUCCGUCCGCGGUCCGCGGGGAGAUACUGGCCACAGCCGCUGGGAGGUGCGGAGGAGCCGAGAGGGGUGUGUGACCGGGAGAUGGGCAGAGGAUCCGUCGAUCUAUUGAAGGAAUUUCCAGAGCCGAAGAAUUUACUGCAUAACGUGAUGAGCCGAGCGCUGGGGGCCGCGGGGGGCCGAGACGCCGUGCUGUACAUCCACAACGACCACGCGAAGGAAAAUAGGGUGACGCUGCGGGUAAAAUGGCCGAAAUACAUCGAGGUCGAAGGAUACGGGCAGAAAAAGAUCGAUGCCGAGCGGCAGGCGGCUGCCAUGGCCUGCAAGAUACUCCAGGAUUUAGGCUUUUUGGGCCCCGGAAACGAGCUGCUAAAGCAGCAGAGAUACAGAGCGCUGGCCGAUCGGUCCUGCACCGAGGAUGAAGCUGCAGCUUCCCGCAUCAGGGGAGAAAGCGGCGGCUACCGGACAGACGCCGAGGAAUCGGAAGGGGCGGUCGGGGGGAAGCUUUAUCCACCCCGCGCGCGGAAGGAGGGCAGGAGGUCCGGCAGGGACUACAGGUUUCCGUUGGUCGAUGCGGCUGAAGAUGCCGCCGCCGUGAAGGCUUUGGCCCAGUUCCCUCACCCCAAGAACCUCCUCACCAAGGUGGUCCAGGUCGCGACCUCCAGGGCCUCUCCCCGGGACUUCGUACGCUAUCAGUGCGACGGAGGAGCAAUCAAAACGUGCCAGCUGACCCUGACGUGGCCGGAGCCGUUAACGUUCGUGGCGAGAGGCCUCCGCCGGGCGGAAGCGGAGAAUAAAGCGGCUGCCUUGGCCUGCCAGAAGCUGAAGGCUCUCGGACUGGUGGAUACAAACAACAAGCCGCUCACUCAUGCCAGAUACAACAUGGCGUACGUCCAGGAGGUCCGCAAGCAGCACCGCCAGCCCACCAGGUUCAGCGUUCCUGAGCCCAUCCUCCGGAGGAUCGAGGAUUAUCUGUGCCGGUACCCCCUAGAUGAUUCAGAGUCACCCCAAAAAGAUGAAGACCUUCCCGAGACGUCCGACUCGUCAGCCGACCCGGCCGGGUCUUCCCGCGGCUUCUGUGAUCCCAUCACGGGGCGGCCGUUCGCUCCGCUGAGCGAGGAGGAGGAGUCUCGCGUCAGUCACUCCCUGGAGGAGCGCUGGAAGGAGAGGCGGGAGAUGGAGCUCAAGUAUCUGCCGGCGGACUCCCAAGUUGAAGCCAUUGUGUCCGCCAUUGACAGUAACCCUGUUGUCGUCAUUGCCGGGGAUACGGGAUGCGGGAAGACCACCCGUAUCCCCCAGUACUUACUGGAAGACGCCAUACUGCGGGGGCAGGGCGCCCAGUGUAACAUGAUAAUCACCCAGCCCCGCCGGAUCAGCGCCAUGUCCGUGGCUCACCGUGUGGGUUAUGAGUUGGGGCCUGGCUUGCGUAGAAACGUGGGCUACCAAGUAAGACUGGAGAGCAUGCUGCCCCCUAGAGGUGGGGCUCUUCUCUUCUGCACCGUGGGUGUCCUCCUCAAGAAGCUGCAGAGUAACCCCGGCCUGCAAGGCGUGAGCCACGUAGUCGUCGACGAGGUCCACGAGAGGGACGUCAACACGGACUUCCUUCUAAUCCUGCUGAAGAGGGCGCGCCGACUAAACCCGCAGCUGAAGGUGGUGCUGAUGAGCGCCACGGGCGACAAUCAACGCAUCUCCAAAUACUUCGGCGACUGCCCCAUCGUCAGGGUCCCCGGCUUCAUGUACCCCGUCAAGGAGCAUUACCUGGAGGACGUCAUGGCCAUGCUGGGCGAGCGCGACUACCGGCCACCGCAGGAGUCGGCCGAUUGCGUCCCGGACUUGGAUUUAAUCAGCCGAGUGAUUCUUCACAUCGCCGAAAACGGAGCCCCGGGUGGGAUCCUCUGCUUCCUCCCUGGCUGGCAGGAGAUCCGCGGCGUCCAGCAGAGACUGGAGGAGAGUCCGGCUUUUCACAAGGACGAGCGCCUCGUGUUACCAGUUCAUUCCAACAUUCCGAUGAUGGAUCAGCAGAGCAUCUUCCAGCGGCCGCCGCCGGGAGUCCGCAAGAUAGUCCUGGCCACCAACAUCGCAGAGACCUCGGUCACCAUCGAUGACAUCGUCCACGUGGUGGACAGCGGGAUGCACAAGGAGCAGCGAUACGACCUCAAGACAAAGGUUUCCUGCCUGGAGACCUCCUGGGUGUCCAUGUCCAACGUGACUCAGAGGCGCGGCCGCGCAGGCCGAUGCCAGCCCGGCUCCUCUUACCACCUCUUCAGCCGCCAGCAGCACCAGGCGAUGCCCCGGUUCCAGGAGCCGGAGAUCCUGCGGACCCCCCUGGAGAAUCUGGUGCUCCAGGCCAAGAUCCACGUCCCGGAAAUGACGGCUGUGGAGUUCUUGUCGCAAGCUCUGGAAAGUCCUGAUCCUGAAGCGAUCGGCAACGCGGUCCGUCUCCUGCAGGAGAUCAGGGUGAUUGACACCCGGGAGCAGCUGACGUUAUUGGGGCAGCGAGUCGCAGACGUCUCCACCGACCCCAGCCUGGCGAAGGCCAUCGUCUUGGCCUCCAUCUUCCGCUGUCUUCACCCCCUGCUGGUUAUCGCCGCCUGCCUGACCCGAGACCCGUUCCAGGGAGGACUGCAGAACCGGGCCGGGGUGAACAAGGCAAAAGCUGCGCUGAGCGGCGAGAGCUGCAGCGAUCACAUGGCCUUCGUGCAUGCGCUGCGCGGCUGGGAAGAUAAUGCGACGCACAGCAGCGCUGCUUCCAGGGAACAGUUUUUGGAGGCAAACAUGCUGUCCCGGCCGGCCCUGCGAUUCAUCCAAGGUCUCGUCAAGCAGUUUGCGUCCAACGUGUACGAGGCGUCUCUGGUGCCGGAGCCGUCGGCGUGCGCUCACCGGCAGUCCCUCUACAACCAGUUCAGCCACGAGGACGAGCUGGUGAAGGGGGUGCUGCUCGCCGGUCUCUACCCCAACCUCAUCCAGGUCAGACGCGGUCAUGUGACCAACGGCAAGUUCAAGCCAAACAGCCUCUUAUACAAAACAAAAGGAGGGCCGGUGCACCUCCACAAGACCACGAUUAACAGGGGCGUCCAGAGCCUGCGCAGCCCGUGGCUCACGUACUUCCUGGCUAUGAAGUCGGCCGGCGCCGUGUUCGUCCGGGACAGCUCCGCGGUGCAUCCGCUGGCGGUGCUGCUGAUGGCGGACAGCUCUGUCAGCACGACGGAUGACGGGCAGAACGUGGUGGUCUCGUUGUCCGACUCGGAUCUCCUGAAGCUGGAAAGCGACUCUCGCACCGUCGGCCUCCUCAGGGAUCUGCGUCACGCCGUUUCCCGGAUGGUGGAGGAGACGCUCUCUCGAGACCGCCCGUCUCUCUCGCCCGACGCGCAGGAGAGGAACGCGCAGCUGCUGGCCGUGGUGGUGGAUUUACUGAACGGCACCGCGCAUGGCUUCGCCCCCCGGCCGGAGUCUCCGGGCGCCUCGCUGUCUGACGCCGUACCCUGCGGGUGACGCGUCUCUCCAUCCGGUUCUAGAUCUCUCCAGCGACUCUUUAUCCUCGUUCUGCGAUAUUCCGAAUCCGGAACAUCCGAGCAAGAAGCCGGAUCCGUACCCCCCCAUCCCCGAUUCAUUCAGCGGCACGGAGGUCAAACUGCAUCAUAAAUACGGCACUUUCUUGUUUAAUUUAAAGGAAACUUGUCUGUUUAUAUGAAUGGGAGGAUUUGUUUGUUUUGUUUUCAUGCAGAUUCGGGGGUCCUGAUUGUAAAUUUCUGCAGAAUUCAGAAUUUUCGUUUAUAAAUUAUUUUCUUCUGUAGCCGAA